Molecule: messenger RNA, 1182 nt
Organism: Klebsormidium nitens
Lineage: Eukaryota; Viridiplantae; Streptophyta; Klebsormidiophyceae; Klebsormidiales; Klebsormidiaceae
Source: the annotation of a GenBank genome assembly
AUGGCCCAAAAGCGGAUGGCAGUGGAGGCACUUGCACCUUUGAGCUUCGUGAAAGCUCUCGAUCUAGACCGCCCGUUGCGUCUGCGUCUUGCGCGUCAGCUCGUGAAUCUCUGUCGGAGUGCCGUUGAGAAGCGACACGUGGAGGUUGGGGAAACGUCUGACGUGCGCGAUCUGAAGGUGGGCCUCGGAGGCCUGGCGAACUUGGCGAGCGGCGACUCAGUCACGGGGGCUUUCCUGAAAAACGAGCGCCUGUUCUCCAUCCUCGCCGCUCUCCUCAACCCGUCCGCGCUCCUCGCGACGAGCAUUUUCAACAAGGCCGCCAAGGAGUUCUUGUAUUUCGAAGACCACUUCGAGCACAGUGACACCGGCUACGCGGAGUGGGACCUCAGCGAGACACGCAGGAGAGUCAGAGCGUCAACAACAGCGAGGCCUGAUCGCACCGAAGUUCCUCUAAGGCCACUCCCCCGGGCGGACUUGCCCGUGGAGCUGCAAACGCCUAUGACCGCCAGCUUGUCGAGUCAAGACUCGCUCACUUUCAGAAUGCUCCUGGCCUGGUACUCGAUCCGCCACCUCUUCGGAGCGUUUGAUCCGCCGGGAAACGCCGCCACGUCUCCUCUCGUAGCUAGAUUUCCGAUCGGGGUGUGGUACCGAUUGCUGACCGCGGCUCUGCGGCUGAUGAGCAGUCUAAGCACAGAGGCUUCUAAUCAUGAGUGGAUGCUGAAGCAAGGCGCGCUGCAAGCCGUGAGGAAGAUUCUGCAGUAUCUGCCGGCGGACAGGAUGCGGAGCGGGCACCAAGAGGCGGCGCUAUUUGUCUACCGGCUCUUCGAGAACCGCGCAGUGCACAGGAUCAUUGGCGAGUCUCCCGUUCUGACGGGCCUUCUUCGAGAGAUUGUCGCCGAGCUUGUCUCCAUCGACAGCGACCUUUUUGACGAAGGCUGGGGACAACGAAUGGGGCUCCAACUGUACGAAGAGCUCUUCAAAGCAGCGGAAGACUCGCUUUUGGACGAAUUAGUCACUCUUGCGGACGCCCUUUCGGACGCUAUUUCGGACGUCCGGGAAGCCGUUCCGGGCGCCCAUUCUUCCUCCGCCAGCUCUGCCUCCUUUGCUCUGUUUCUUCCUCGGACUUCCCUCCGGACGAGUUUCCAGACACUCUUGCGGACGACUUUGCAGACACUCUUUUAG